CACCAGUUUACCUUAUACCCAGACUCACACCUUACACCUUAUAAAGACAUUUGUAAACAUUUUUUCUUAACAUUUUAUGCUGCCAAAAAAAUCACCAAAAAGUUUAACCAACUAAGAUGCAUUCGACCAAGAUUAAAGAGGGCGAUGACAGGGAGGAAAUGGAGCUAAAUCAAAUCUGGCGAGGAUGUCGUAAAAUCCAGGGUGCCAUUUUCCGUUAUAACUUCGACAUCUGUGCCGACUUAAAGCAACAUGAUCCCAGUUGCAGUGGCUUCGUGUCCGAACCCAUUUUCACGGCCGUAUUGGGCAAAUAUCGCAAGGUAGCCGGUAUGUCGGAGUCGGAACUCCGGGAUGUCACCGACUACUUUCAAAUUCGAGAUGGACGAGUUGCGUAUCGGCAGUUCUGCAAAGUCGUGUGCAGCGAAACUCUCCAUAAGACAGCCAAAUCUGAUUUGGCCACGGGACUGGAAUGGAAUGAUCCCUGGCAUGUGAAUGUUAUCCCCCAGCCGGAAGAUCGUCGGCGGCUCUGCCUGAUCUUGAUCAAAAUUGCUCAGCUAUGUAACAUUCCUCUCAUGCCAUAUUUCCAGGACUAUGAACUGAUUGCCCAAAAUGUAGGAGUAGUCACCGUUGCUCACUUUUCCCGUGUGCUACACUUCAUGAAGAUACCGCUUUCGGAGGCGGAUUUCCUGCUCCUACUUAGGCGAUACAUGAAAGAUGGAUACCUGGUCAACUAUGUGGCUUUCCUUAAGCACAUCGAUAGUAUUAUAGCCUACCUUGGAGAGCAUAAUCUACUGGACAACUCUCAUGAUAUAAUCAAGAACUUCCCAGGACGCCUAGUAGACCUAGAGCUAUCCCAAUUGCCAUCUAUCGAUGGUUGCAAGGCGGUGCAUCCUAUCUUUCCUGAUGCGUGUAACAUGCCCAAAAAGAACCGGGAUCAAUGCGACAUCCUUUUCUGCAUACAAAACUAUAUCUACAAGAACCAGGUGCGGACCUCCGAGUUCCUGGAGAGCUUUGAUGCCCUUAACGUGGGCAGCAUCACCAAAAAUCAAUUCGAACGAGCUCUUUCCAAUAUGGGCGUUGGCAAAUAUCUAAGCCAAAGGGAAAUGUCCAUUCUGCUGCAACGCUACAUUGAUCCCGUGGAUACCAAUAAGGUGCGCUGGCGAAAUUUUGCAGAUGAAAUCGAUACAGUUUUCACCAUCAAGAAUCUUGAGAAAAUGCCACAGUGUGUUGUGGAAUCGCCACUUCGUCACAUUCAAGAUCUGCCCAGACCAGGAGCUGUGCCAUGGGAGACUGUCCCGGCAAAUAUCCGUGACCAGUGCGAGGAUGCCAUGACCAAGAUACGGAUUCGCAUUCGCAAUCGCCGCCUCUAUUUGCAUCCUUUCUUCAGGAGUUACGACAAAUUGAACAGUGGACAUGUCCUCUGCAACAUAACAAAGCAAAUUUUCCGAACCAAUGGCAUCCUUCUAUCCGAUCCAGAACAGGAUGCUGUGCUGCGUCGCUAUGGCAACGAGUUGGGCUUUUGUUACAAAAAGUUCUUGGACGACGUCGACCCAGCAGAAUAUGCCAUGCCGUCCAUGGUCACCAAGCAGGAACUUGUUGAGUGCCCACCAUUCGCAAGAGACAACUUGGAGCCGGAGGACAUCAGCGAGGAGGUGAUCGUGCGCAUCCUUACGAACGCCAAGCGACAGGCUGCUGUCAAGAGUGUUGCUGUAAUAGAGUUUAUGAAGGACUACGAUCGCCAUCGCGAGGGAGAGAUCCUUGAAUCGGACUUUAAGAGAGCCUUGGACAACUCCAGUGUAAUUGUCACGGAGGAGGAGGCCAACAUCUUGUGUAAUAUCUUCCGUUCACCCCAACGCGUUUGCUGCGUUCGCUAUCGUGACUUUUGCAAGGCCCUCGACGAGAUCUUCAUCCAACUGGACACGAACCUGGGUGACCAGGUUGUGACUGCCGUGCCAUUGCUCCAGCUACCCAAUCUGGACUGCGUCGAUUGCUUCCUGAGCUUCGACGAGCGCACCAUCUGUUCCCAGGCCCUGAUGAAACUAGCCCGCAGGCCGGAUGAAAUCUCUAAUCUCAGUCAGGUGUUCAAAGACUUCGAUCGGGAACAGUGUGGCUCGAUUACACAGAACCAGUUCCUGCGCGGCAUAACAGUGCGCGACAUGCAUGUAAUGCUAAGUAGUCGCGAAUUCCAGGCCAUUUGCAAGUGCUUCGGCGUAAAGAAGGGCAUGUGCAUGGAGUUUAACUACCGCGAAUUCCUAAAAAUCCUUGAUGUACUCUAUUCCACUGGACAGAUGAAACGCAACUAUUAGAGAGAAAAUCAAAUCAAACCUCUUCAAAAUUCUAAGUGUAAUCCGAAAAUUUAGUAUUUUACUUAGGCAGCAACAAAUAAACAACAAUUUUAGGACUUUUA
This is a messenger RNA of Drosophila eugracilis, 2404 nucleotides long. RefSeq lists its product as uncharacterized. Gene Ontology annotation, molecular function: calcium ion binding. The record is from RefSeq and is a predicted model, not a curated record. NCBI's taxonomy places the organism in Eukaryota, Metazoa, Arthropoda, Insecta, Diptera, Drosophilidae. The coding region runs from base 117 to 2303 and encodes 728 amino acids. The transcript is spliced from 9 exons.